Molecule: messenger RNA, 2606 nt
Organism: Eupeodes corollae
Lineage: Eukaryota; Metazoa; Arthropoda; Insecta; Diptera; Syrphidae
Gene: Hr96
Product: nuclear hormone receptor HR96
Exons: 4
Coding region: 296-2416 (706 amino acids)
Biological process (GO): negative regulation of transcription by RNA polymerase II; positive regulation of transcription by RNA polymerase II; cell differentiation
Molecular function (GO): zinc ion binding; nuclear receptor activity; RNA polymerase II cis-regulatory region sequence-specific DNA binding
Source: RefSeq, a predicted model, not a curated record
CAUUGGAGUUUGAACAUUGAUUAAUUAACGUCAUGUUGUGAUAAUAAAAUUAUACUAGUGUUAAAUAAAUUAAAUUUUACUAAACAAAAAAGCUUUAAAAUAAGAAGAAAAAAUAAAAUGUUCAUCUAAAUGUACAAAUUCACAGAAUGUUAUUGUUAUUUAUGUAAUUAUUAUUGUAAUGUUAAAUCGAAUUCCAAAACAAAUCGAAACGAAACAAAAUCCACGACAUAAAUAAAUAAAAAUAAAAAACAAAAAACAAAAAAAACCUUCGCUGUUGUGUUUGGUGCAUACCAAUAUGCCUCCAUCAAAGUGUUGCAUGGUCUGCGGUGACAAGGCCCUCGGGUACAAUUUCAAUGCAAUCACCUGUGAAAGUUGCAAGGCGUUCUUCCGACGCAAUGCCCUAGCAAAGAAGUCCUUCUCAUGUCCGUUCAACCAGAAUUGCGAAAUAACCGUGGUCACCCGCAGAUUCUGCCAGAAAUGUCGCCUCAAAAAGUGCUUCGACAUUGGCAUGAAAAGCGAGAACAUAAUGUCCGAAGAGGACAAACUAAUUAAGCGCAAGAAAAUCGAAAACAAUCGUCAAGCGAAACGAAAAACUCCAUCGUCGUCGUCGGGAAGGGUGGAUGAGGAGUCGGUUCUCGAUAAAAUCAAACGUGAGGAACAACCAGAAGGCGGCUUCGGCUCCGACCAAUACACAUCACAUGACUCACAGAGUUGCAAUUCUUUCGAGAGCGAUAAUUUGCCCCAGUCUACAGCCCGAUCGAACAGCUCUGUGAGUCUAGACAUAACCCAUGAAAAUAUGACCAGUGCCCAGAUUGUCGACUUCAUAGUCAACGACCCUGACCAAGCUUCACAGGCGAUCAAUCGCCUUAUGAAGACCCCAAAAGAUGCUAUCGUCACACUAGAAAAAGUCAUUAACUCCCAGAGCGAUGCGCUGCGUCUGAUCAGUCACUUGAUAUCGUUUCCUGGUGACGCCCUAAAGAUCAUAAGUAAACUGAUGAACUCGCCCUUUGAUGCCUUAACAGUAUUCACCAAAUUCAUGAGCUCGCCCACGGAUGCCCUGGAAAUCAUAUCGAAGGUGGUGAGCUCGCCGCAGGACGUUCUGCAGUUUGUGAAGCAGCUCAUGGACAGUCCUGGGGAUGCUCUGGACAUAAUGACAAAAUUCAUGAACACUCCCGUCGAAGCCCUGCGGAUGAUCAACAAAAUGGUAAAAAGCACAAAUAAGGAGGAGGAUUUCGAUGAAGCCGGAACUUCAUUUCGCUCUGAUUGCCAGGAGCCCGAAAUGGGCAUGUCUCCGACGACAACGGCGAUGGUUAGUACGGACGACGCCAUCAUCAAUUCAAUGCUCAGCACAAACAGCUGUGGCAGCAACCACAGCGGGAGCAGUAGCACUGCCAACAUCAGCAACGACGAUUACUUUGUGAUGACAAGUGAUUGUCCGGAUUUGGAUCAACUGGGAGGACCUGACAAAGUCAUUUCAGCAGCGGCCUUAGAUGCAUCGCUGCCAGAUAUCGAUUCAAUUGAGUCACCUUCAAACACAGACGGUGUCAAUGGCAGCGGCGAUCAGGCCAAAGACAACGACAACAAGAACUCAUUGGAGGCAGUAUUGUAUGAGGUCAUUCAGAUCGAAUACGAGAUGGCGAACUCAAUUCCUCAAGCGUGUAAUCCUGUCAGCCGGGAACUGAACGAGGCCGAAUUGCAAAAACUCAAUGAGUUGAAAUUGGCAAAUAAGGCGCUAUACUAUCCCGUCGAUGAGGAUCUCUCUUCGUUGAUUAUGGAUGACAGUCGAAUAAAGCCAGAAGAAGGCCAACAGGAUCCACAACUUCUUAAAGUGAUAAAUUUAACAGCAGUUGCAAUAAAACGUCUCAUAAAAAUGUCAAAGAAAAUUGCUGCAUUCAGAAAUAUGUGUCAGGAGGAUCAAGUUGCCUUGCUCAAAGGUGGUUGUACUGAAAUGAUGAUAAUGCGUUCAGUGUUGUCUUAUGAUGGUGAUGGAGAUACCUGGAAGAUUCCCCAUAGUAGAGGUGAUAUGUCAAGUAUAAAAGCAGAUGUGCUUAAAUUGGCAAAAGGAAAUGUAUAUGAAGAACACGAACGCUUUAUUCGAACCUUCGAUCAUAAAUGGCGAAUGGAUGAAAAUAUUAUUUUAAUAUUGUGUGCCAUAGUUUUAUUCACACCGACACGUGCCCGGGUCAUACAUUGUGAUGUUAUUAAAUUAGAACAGAAUUCCUAUUAUUACCUUCUGCGAAGGUAUUUGGAAAGUGUUUACCCAGGCUGCGAAGCGAAAUCGACAUUUAUCAAACUUAUACAAAAGAUAUCAGACGUUGAGCGUCUGAAUCAAGUUAUAAUCGGAGUCUAUCUGAAUGUUAAUCCAUCGCAAGUAGAACCACUGCUAAGAGAAAUAUUUGAUCUUAAAAAUCAUUAAAAGAGAAUAUAUUAUAUUUUGAACAUAAGAAACCUAAACAAAAACACUAGUUCUCGGAAUUUGAAGACAAAAACAAAAUACAACUUGUCAAGAAUAUCAGAGCUCUUCUGAAUAACGUGCAAUCUUUUCAUAUUUUAAUGAAACUAAAAAAAAUCUAUUUUUGUUGAAAUAAAUGUUACAUUAUUUUGAA